ACUGUUUGAAAUCCCCGCAAAAGUGCGACAACUGAAAACAGCAGGCAACAUUGCGCUCACACAUAACCUUAUAACGCCCCCCCGAUAUACCCCGAUUCAACGCGAGACAGACUCACGGACACGCAAAGUUUUGCUCAAUUGCUAUGUUCUAAGUUAAACUUGUCCAAGAUUAGUCGAGAAGUUGUUAUUAAACAAGAACGAUAGCGGAUUUGUUGAGGAAUUUGAGGCGAAGUUGACUUGGACAGAUGACAUUUAAGUUAACCUUGCUGAGCAUUUUAUUGGGAGUUUGUAGAUUGAGGUAAACAAAAAGGGCGGAGCAAAGGGGGCCCAAAAUGUACCAGAACACCUGCGGGGCUGCGGCCGCUGGCGCCGGUGUGUGCGCGCAAACCGACAAGGACUGCCAGGACCUGAUUUGCAAGGAGCCCCAAGUGCCCCCCGUUGAGACUGACUACAGUGGCUUCGAUGUCGUCAAAGCUACCCAGUAUGGGGCAGUCUUUCGUGUGAAGGAGCUUAUCGAAGCGGGCUACGAUGUUAACCAGAAGGACAGCGAAACAGUAACGCUACUGCAUUGGGCUGCCAUCAACAACCGCAAGGAGAUUAUCAAAUACCUGAUUGAUAAGGGGGCGGAAGUGAACGCAGUGGGUGGAGAGCUGCACGCGACGCCGCUCCAUUGGGCGACCAGACAAGGCCAUCUGGACGCCUGCGUUAUUCUGAUGAACGCCAACGCUGAUCCGGCGCUCAGAGAUGCUGAGGGCUGCUCUUGCCUCCAUCUGGCCGCACAAUUCGGCCACACCGCUCUGGUGGCGUAUUUCGUGGCAAGGGGCGUGAGUCCUGACUCGGCUGACCGCACUGGAAUGACGCCCCUAAUGUGGGCCGUUUGGAAAAUAUGCAGCCUGGAUCCGACGCGACUUCUGCUCACUUUGGGCGCCAACCCCAACUUGACGGAUUCAACCCAUGGAAACACUGCGCUCCAUUGGGCAAUAAUGGCGCGCAAUGCUACCGCUAUUACCACGUUGAUUCUGCAAGGACAUGCCAACUUGAAUGUGGCGAAUAGAAGGGGCGAGUCGCCUCUGCAAAUGAUCCAGUCCCAAGCGGGCUCCAUUUGGAUCAACCCCAAAGUGGCCGAGCUGGUCAAGGAACACGCCCAGUCGCACUCAUCCAGAGGAUUUCUCAGCAAGUUUGCCACCGAUAAGCGAUUGCGAUGGUGGCUGAUGGUGGGCACUCCAUUCAUGGUCUUCUACACAACGGGCGCCCUGCUGGGCACCAACAUUCUCAUCAUCAUCAAAAUAUUCCUCAUUGUCUGUUUGUACAUAGUGAUUCACUAUUUGGGCCGGCUGUUCUAUGACGACCGCUUAAUGGCCCUGCUGCCCUUGAGCAUCUACUUGUCAACGAAAAUCUGGUUCUAUUUCACCUGGUUCAUCUACAUUGCUCCGGCAGUCGGCUUUAUGACCACCAUUGCGUUUCUACUCAGCUCCGCCCUGUUGUGGUACAAUUUUCUAAAGAGCUGGCUUGGAGACGCCGGCGUGCUUCCAACCAAUAAGAAACUGCAAUUUAGGACAAUUCUGGAACUGGCGGAAAAGGGCUCCAGCGGCUUCGAACCAUCCAGCUUCUGCUCGGCCUGUCUGGUGCGCAGACCGCUCCGUUCCAAGCACUGUUCAAUUUGCAACCGAUGCGUCGCAAGAUUCGACCAUCAUUGUCCCUGGGUGGCCAACUGCAUAGGUGCGAAAAACCAUCAUCACUUCAUCGGGUUCCUCGCCUGUUUGGUCAUCAUGUGCCUGCAGAUGCUGUUGGGGGCGUUCAGUUUCUGGAAAAGCGACCCCAACUGCCACGCGCUGGACCUACAGAACAACAAAACCGUCUGGGAAACGGUGAUGGCUGUAGAGCAGUGCGACACGUGGGUGGCAUGGGUGUCGGCGCAUGCAGCGUUCCACGGUAUUUGGGUCUUCAUGCUUCUGAUCUGCCAGCUCUAUCAGAUUGUCAUACUGGGGAUGACGACCAAUGAGCGGAUGAACAAGGGCAGGUACAGUCACUUUAUAGCCAAUCGCGGCAAGAGUCCGUUCUCCAAGGGCCCAGUCCGGAACCUGCUUGAGUUCUUCGAGUGCACGUUGUUCGGGUGCCGGAAGGCCGAGCACCAAGACUGGCUGAAUAGUUUCGAGUUCGAUCAAACCGUCGAAGGCGAGCCGCUCCUCUCCAGCAAGGAAAACUUCCAGUAUGUAUGAAAGCCGGUUUAUGUCCCGAGGCGACGGAAGAGUUUCUGAAUGGGCUCGGGAGAAAGCUCUCUAUGCCCCAGCUUAGGCAGGGAAUGUUGAAGUGCAUUCCUGCAGCACUGCCUGGGCAACAUUCCAGAUGUACAUUGUUAUUUAUGUAAAUACGAUCGGGCCUGGCCUGGUACUAGGUCAGGCCAGCGGCGUGUGCGCUCGGUCAAUGUUUCCGCUAAUGUUUCAAAGCUUUUAUUGUGAUUGUAUAUAUAGGCACAAAAGUGAAAUUAUUUAUUACUGUACAUUAGUAGGCGCGAUGCAACUUAGGUAGUAAGUGGACACCAAAGGAUUUUCCAAUAAUUAGCACGUUUAAUAAUGACAAUGCAAUGAACGUCGUCAUUGCUUCUAGCUGUCGUUUCUUCUACCGUUUCAUUAUUUCAUUAAAGUGCGCUUUGUGACCAAAUAAAGUGAUUUUUUCGAUCGAUUCUCGAA
Molecule: messenger RNA, 2690 nt
Organism: Dendroctonus ponderosae (mountain pine beetle)
Lineage: Eukaryota; Metazoa; Arthropoda; Insecta; Coleoptera; Curculionidae
Product: palmitoyltransferase Hip14
Exons: 9
Coding region: 333-2219 (628 amino acids)
Biological process (GO): protein palmitoylation
Cellular component (GO): Golgi membrane
Molecular function (GO): palmitoyltransferase activity; protein binding
Source: RefSeq, a predicted model, not a curated record